AUGCUCUCAUUCUAUCUCUAAAAAUAUAAAAAUUUUAGAUUUGAACUUGAAUUUUGUUUAAUGAAGGCUAUAGAUAAUGUGUUAAGAUCUUUAGUAGAUUAUUAGAAGAUUGUAAUCCAAAAUCUAAGGUACUGUAAAAAAUAAGGGAUUAAGCUAAAUGUUUUUUAAUUUAAAAGGAAAUUAUAUAAUUAACCAAGUAAUUCCAAAUCCAUAAAUGAGAAUUACUUAAAUUAAAAUGUUGGCUGAGAAAAUGAAAUAAACAUAUUAAAAAUGAUAGUAUAAUUUCUUAUUUAAAAAAAAAAACAUUUUAGGGAUAUUGAAUAAAUUUGUAUAGUUAUAGAUUAAUAGAUUGAUUAGCAAUAAUAAUAAUAAUAAGGAAAUGAUUUAACAAUAAAGAUAAUUAGAAAUUAUUUAAGAAGAAAAUGAAUAAAAUCUUACUCCUAAAUAAUAAUUAAAAUCUCAUUUUUCAGCAUGUAGUGAUUCAGAAUUUUAAACAUUAUAAGAAGAUUGUUCAAAAACAAUAACUUAAAUUAUAUAAAAUUCUCUUGCUCAAUCUUUAAGUUAAGCUGAUAUUAAGUAAAUUCUUGAACCUGAAUAAUAAAUCUCAUUACAACAUCGUUAAUCAGUUGAUAUCAAUUAAUAAAUAGUAUAAUAUACUGAAGAGACAACUAAAAAAUUUUAACUCUUUUUCUAAUUUUAUGAGGAAUCUAUUGAUAAUUGGGAAUGUGUUACUACUAAGGAUGAUAUUUAUAUAAAAUAAUGA
Messenger RNA from Paramecium sonneborni, 763 nucleotides. NCBI's taxonomy places the organism in Eukaryota, Ciliophora, Oligohymenophorea, Peniculida, Parameciidae. The record is from the annotation of a GenBank genome assembly.